AACUGCUCCUACACCAGCCGCCUCAAUGCCAGCCGUCAGGACCAUGCCAGCCAUCCCAUCAACGCCAGCCAUCCUGACUACACAAGCCAUCCCGUCAAUGCCUACCAUUACGUCUACGCCAGCCAUCUCAUCAACGCCAGCCGUCACCACUAUGUUAGCCAUCCCAUCAACGCCAGCUGUCACACUUACGCCAGCCAUCCCGUCAACGUCAGCGGUCACCACUACGGCAGCCAUCCCGUCAUCGCCAGCCGUCAGGACUACGCCAGCCAUCCCGUCGUCGCCAGCCGUCAGGACUACGCCAGCUGUCAGGACUAUGCCAGCUCUCCCGUCAACGCCAGCCGUUACGACUACGCCAGCCAUCCUGUCAACGCCAGCCGUCAGGACUCCGCCCGCCAUCCUGUCAACGCCAGCCGUCAGGACUACGCCAGCCAUCCCGUCAUCGCCAGCCGUCAGGACUACGCCAGCCGUCAGGACUACGCCAGCUGUCAGGACUAUGCCAGCUCUCCCGUCAACGCCAGCCGUCAUGACUACGCCAGCCAUCCUGUCAACGCCAGCCAUCAGGACUACGCCAGCUGUUGAGAUUGACAACGAUUUCCAGAUUGACAUUCCAGAAAUUCAGAGUGAUUCCCUAUAUGAGCCAGCUGGGACACCCACAGUUCUCUUUCGACGUCAACAGACUUUCCUUGACAUAGCCAGAGACAUUGACCAGCCUGCUGACCAGACAACCAACCAGUCAUCAGCCGUUCUGAAUGAGUACAUCCCUGCGGUUCAAACAGCACAACCCAUUCCACCAAGCCGUAUAACAGAUACUGCCAGAGAGCAGCUCAAACAACAAGCGAGCAUGUGCAUCACUGGUCCCAUUACAGAUCCUUUGCUCCUGGAGGUGAGACGUAACCACGUCAUGAAAGACGCCCUAGGCACCUUACGGUACUCACCGAGUGACCUCAGCAGCAAACUGCAGAUCAAGUUCAUUGGUGAGGCCGGUGUUGAUCUCGGUGGUCUCCGUCGCGAGUUCUUCUCCCUCCUUGCAUACCAGUUCAGCCAUUCAGCGCUUACAUCAGGUUCUCCCGGGCGCCUCACAUUAAGAAAGAACUUUGUGGAGCGUGAGAAGAACACCUUCUUCUACCUUGGUCAGCUUGUGGCUCUCUCCAUUCUUCAAGAUGGUCCAGGUCUGCCAGUGUUUGCCGACUGUGUGGUCAACAAGAUACUCAACAUCACAAAUGGUGUCAAUCCAAAUGACCUCAAUCCAGACUUGGUGAAAACACUUGAAGAGAUGACAGAUGCUUCGACUGACCGUGAGCUCCAGGACCUUUAUUUUAGCAUCUAUGACGAGCGAGAGGCAGCAGGGUUUAUCCUGCCAUCUAACAUCUUCAAGAAGGACCACAUCCCCCUCCUGCAGUCGGCCCUUGUUAACAACAUGGUGUUGAACUGCAGAGAUGAACUGGACCAGUUCAUUGAAGGUCUACAAACUCAUGAUGUUCUGACCAUAGUGAGACAGGAGAAGUUGACCUGUCUAUUCAGUGGUGGUAAGCCGCCAGUCACUGUUGCCGAUGUAAGAGGUCUGAUGAACUUUAAAUAUCGCGAAGAUAUCAACCGGGAGGCUGACCGGGAAACUGGCCAGCAGUUUGUUCGGUUCCUUCAGGCGACAAAGGGUGAUGGCGCCACCAUCAACGGCAUUACCCUGAAGCCGAAGGAUGUCCUCAUGUGGAUGUCGGGUUCAACAGAAAUCCCAGCUGUGGGUUUCCACAAGCAGAUUGACAUUGAGUUUGGUGGCGAGGAAAGGGUCAACACUUGUGCACUUUGUGUUACGUUAAAGCAUCUGACGCCUGCUGUUGAGGACCCUGUUUUGUAUUUUACAGAGCGUUUGAUAAACUCAUCAACAUUCGGUGAUAUGUGAUAUUUCUUUAUGUUAUGGAGAUAAGAUCUAAUGUUGAUGAGUUUAUCAAUCGCUCUGUAAAAUACAAGACAAAACUCCUCACCAAACUCGAUGUCUAUUUGCUUGUGGAAAUAAAAAAAACAAAAAAAAACGUUUUUGUAUUACUGUUUUUAAGUGUUUUGUAAAUAUUGUAUAAAUAUAUACUGGAGUUAAACAAUUUGUUCAUUAACUAAAGUUGCUGAGCCACAGUUAUCAACAUGUUUCCAAAUAUAGUUUUUCCGUAUUACUUUAGCAAUAUUGUAUUAGUAAACAAGCUUUAAAAAGUUAUGCACAUGUGCCGACUUUCAAAAAAAGUUCUUGCGAACAUAAAUAUUAAACCAGGGCCCGUAUUCAUCAACCAAUUCUUAGACUUAAGUCUAAGAAUAAAGAAUAUUCUUUAAAUAGGAUUAUUAAAAAAUUGCUUUAAUAUUAAGUCAAACUUGACAUUAACUGUCUCUAUCUAAUUCAUUCGUAAUGAAGAAAUUUCCUUUACGGACAUAACCAUCACUGGUUGCCUGUAUGUUUUCAAACCAUGGGCAUAAUUUUCUUGGUUCAAAGUAUAUUCUUAAGUCUAAGAAUGGGUUGGUGAAUACGGGCCCAGAAUGGUACAGGAUCUGUAACUUACCUAAUGUAUAUUUUUUUUCUAUUAGUUUGAGAAUUGAGAUUGUGUCUAUUAGUUUUAGACUUGACAUUGUGUCUAUUAGUUUUAGACUUGACAUUGUGUCUAUUAGUUUUUGAGAUUGUUAUCAAAAUAAACUGUUGCUCUUGAA
Dreissena polymorpha is the source of this 2685-nucleotide messenger RNA. RefSeq lists its product as uncharacterized. Bases 26 to 1897 code for a protein of 623 amino acids. Lineage: Eukaryota; Metazoa; Mollusca; Bivalvia; Myida; Dreissenidae. Gene Ontology annotation, molecular function: ubiquitin-protein transferase activity. The record is from RefSeq and is a predicted model, not a curated record. The transcript is spliced from 7 exons.